AUGGCUGGAGACGAAAGAACUGACGGUAUUCUCUUGGCAAUGGCCCAAAAUCUUGAAGGUGGUGUACCUCAACUUUUGGACAACGUUUUUGGUUUCUUGAACAGGAAGACCGACUUUUUCACCCAACCAGAACAAGCUCAAUCUAUUUUACUUGCCGCAUAUAAUAAAUACGCUCAAGGAGCUACUAAAUUAAGUUCUUUAUGAUAUUUUCGUUAGUUUAGGAAGUAAAAAUGAUGAUAAUUGAAUUUUUUUCUGCAUCAGCAUGAUGAUGUUUAUGUUUGAGAAGUUCUAUUUAAUUUUACUCAGAAUUAACAUAAGUUUUUAGCUUUUGGAAGAAAAGAAACUGAAGAAGGAAGCAGAGGAAGAGAAGUUGAGACAAAAACGAUUGGCAGAGCAGAAGAAGAUUGAAGAAGCGAUUGCGAAGCAACAAGAAGAGAAGCCUGUUAUGCCAACUCCACCAGCUUCAAGUGAAAAGAAAGAAGGCGAAGCAGAAGAGGAAGAUCCCGCUGAUAAGGAUAAGGUAUUGCCAAACUCUGGAAAUGGAUGCGAUUUACCAAAUUAUCAGUGGACUCAGACUUUGAGCGAAGUGGAGGUAAUGUUUUUUUUUAACUGUGUUAUGAGGAUUACGGUUUUUAAUAGUUUAUACUAUUAUAUUAACAUUAAAAUACUUAUGUGCUUUUUGCUUUAAAUAGUUUUUUUAUAUUACAUUUUGUGUUCUUUUGCCAAUAAAAUUUAUGAACAACGAGUAUUUUAGAUAACAAUCCCAUUGCGAGCGGGUGUUCCAUUGAAGUCUCGAGAUGUUGUUGUUGAAAUUAAGAAGACGCAUCUUAAGGUUGGUAUCAAAGGAAAGCCAUUGAUCAUUGAUGGUGAUUUUCAUGCUGAAAUCAAGGCAGAAGAUGCUCAAUGGGUACUUCAGGAUUCUAAAGACGUUGUUAUUUCUCUGGAAAAGGUAAAGAUGGUUUUUGGGAUUUGAGUUUGAAGUUUUAAAGUCUUAUUCAGAGUUUAAUGGCUUGGGGGAUCAAUUUAUGUUGUAUAUUUAUUAUCUUCACUAUGUAAUUAACAGUUUAAUUAAGUUAAAAAUGUUAGGAAAUGUGUUCAGGUUUGUAUUUUUAUAUUUAUAUUAUUCAAGGUGAACGGUAUGACUUGGUGGUCAAAGCUGAUAACCACGGACCCAGAGAUCAAUACGAAGAAGGUACAACCUGAAAACUCAAAGCUGUCUGAUCUUGAUGGAGAAACCCGACAGAUGGUGGAGAAGAUGAUGUACGAUCAGCGACAGAAAGAGAUGGGGCUUCCGACUUCAGAAGAGAAGCAGAAACAGAAUAUUCUGAAGAAGUUCAUGGAGCAACAUCCUGAGAUGGACUUCUCGAAUGCUAAAAUACAGUAA
Bursaphelenchus okinawaensis is the source of this 1384-nucleotide messenger RNA. The record is from the annotation of a GenBank genome assembly. NCBI's taxonomy places the organism in Eukaryota, Metazoa, Nematoda, Chromadorea, Rhabditida, Aphelenchoididae.